UGUAGUUUUGGCAGAGGAAACUUUGGGUCAUAUAUUUGGUUAAAUAUGAUAGAUUUUUGGUAUCUCCUGGCUAUUUGAACAUUAUUCCUCAGGGUGUAGCUAAACUGAGCCUUCAAAGAUAAAUCUCAGUAGAAAUCAAAACCUGAAAGCUCUAAAAUAAGAGAAUUUAAACUGCAUAUUCCUUUUAUUAGGGAUUGGUAGAUCUGCUUAUUUCUUCUUAAGCUAAACAGGCUUAUCACAGCCAAGUUUGGCGAACUUCUCGGACUUGUCAAGACACUCAGCAAUGACAAAGCUUCGGCCUUCUCAGCCUUUUUCUUCACCUUAAGGGUCCUUCUUGUGUGCCUGGUAUUGACAUCAGCUUCAGUAGAAAUUUUCUGGUCAAAUAUUUCAUGAAGGUCUUUAUCUGUGAAAGAAAAAUGGAAGUGAAUUACAACAUCGCGGAGGUCUACAUCAAUAAAAUUCUAUUCUCUCAUUUUUGGUUUCAUCUGUUGAGCUUAGGCUUGAGAAUGAUCUUGUCAUGAUUAAGUUCCUUCAGAACUUUGGUCAAUAAGUCAAAUCCAAUUGCGUCUAGGAAUCAAAGUUGUUAAUUUGCAGAUUUUAAUAACUGAUGUGUUGUGAUCUUCCUCUGCAUCUAUUUGCUAAAGUUCUUCAUCCAAGUAAUCAUGGGAAUGUGUGCUUCUUUCUUUACAUAAGAGAGGCUGGCAGAAGUCUGAACAUUUUAUACAAGCAAUGCUCCUGCUGAGGUUCAUUUUAAUAUGUUCUACCAAGGUGGUUUUCCCACAGAAGGAACCUCUACAAAUAACGAUUAGGAAUACUCCUUUUCUCCAAGCCAAAGGAGGGAGCUGCUUAGUAAGUCUAUUUCCAACUACAGUAGUGAAGAUUCAUCUUUAUCUUUGUCUGUAUCUAUCUUAGAUUCCUCACCUUCAUCAAUUGCUUCAGGCAAUGUCAUCCAUUCUUGAGCCUCUGCUGGCGCCUCAGUAGCUUCAUUCUCAACAAAUAGAUCCCAGCUUAUUAAGUAUUCUUG
Molecule: messenger RNA, 1024 nt
Organism: Moneuplotes crassus
Lineage: Eukaryota; Ciliophora; Spirotrichea; Euplotida; Euplotidae
Source: the annotation of a GenBank genome assembly